Molecule: messenger RNA, 471 nt
Organism: Lodderomyces orthopsilosis Co 90-125
Lineage: Eukaryota; Fungi; Ascomycota; Pichiomycetes; Serinales; Debaryomycetaceae
Gene: EGD1
Product: Egd1p
Exons: 1
Coding region: 1-471 (156 amino acids)
Cellular component (GO): cytosol; nascent polypeptide-associated complex
Source: RefSeq, a predicted model, not a curated record
AUGCCAGUAGAUCCAGAAAAGUUAGCUAAAUUGCAAAAGUCAACUGCCAAGAAGGUUGGUGGUUCAAGAGUUAAAGCAAAGAAGGGAGUGAAAACAGAACAAGAUGACACCAAAUUGAUUGAAACUUUGGGUAAAUUGAAAGCCACUAAAAUUGAAGGUGUGCAAGAAGCCAACUUUUUCAAGGAAGACGGUAAGGUUUUGCAUUUCAACAGAGUCGGUGUUCAAGGAGCACCCGCUUCCAACACAUUUGCCUUCACUGGAUACCCACAAGAAAAAAACAUUACUCAAUUAAUUCCACAAAUCUUGCCUCAAUUGGGAGCAGAGAACUUGGAGAUUUUGAGACAAUUGGCUGAACAAAUCCAAGCCGGAAAGACUCCAAACGAUGUCAAUGCUGGAGCUGCUGCUGCCAAUGAAGAGGGCAAUGAAGAUAUUCCAGACUUGGUUGAUCAAAAAUUUGAUGACGUUGAAUAG